Molecule: messenger RNA, 3314 nt
Organism: Leptonychotes weddellii (Weddell seal)
Lineage: Eukaryota; Metazoa; Chordata; Mammalia; Carnivora; Phocidae
Source: RefSeq, a predicted model, not a curated record
CGGCUCGCGGAGAGUCCCGGGAGCUGUUCCCGCGAGAGUACGGCAAGAGGCUCCUGUUCGCUGGCUCUGGAACGGCGACCACUGGAAGCUCAGUGGGCGCUGCAGCUGGAGUCGUAGUUCCUCGGCGCAGCCCGAAGUCGGCCUGGUCGGGGAGAGGGUGCAGGGAGAGCGUGGUGGGCGCAGCCUUGAGCCCCGUAGCGUGCCCUUGCCCUUAGCCGGGCUCGCCCCCGUCGCUGAGGCGCGUCCAGCAGCUGCGGCUGACAGGGGCCGCGCGCGCGGGAGUCGGCGGGGUCGCGUCUGCCGCACCUGCGCCGACUGCCAGCUGCGGGUCCCCGCCGGGCCGGGCGGGCGACGAGGGCCGGGGAGCGGGUGCGGGCUCAGGCGGGGCCCCUCAGGGCCACCUCCUAGCCCCGCGGCCGCGGCUGGAAGAUGUCUCAGGAGAGGCCCACGUUCUACCGGCAGGAGCUGAACAAGACAAUCUGGGAGGUGCCCGAGCGUUACCAGAAUCUGUCCCCGGUGGGCUCCGGUGCCUAUGGCUCCGUGUGUGCUGCUUUUGACACAAAAACCGGGUUACGUGUGGCAGUGAAGAAGCUCUCCAGACCAUUUCAGUCCAUUAUUCAUGCCAAAAGGACCUACAGAGAACUGCGGUUACUUAAACAUAUGAAACAUGAAAAUGUGAUUGGUCUGUUGGAUGUUUUUACACCUGCAAGGUCUCUGGAGGAAUUCAAUGAUGUGUAUCUGGUCACCCAUCUCAUGGGAGCAGAUCUGAACAACAUUGUGAAAUGUCAGAAGCUUACAGAUGACCAUGUUCAGUUCCUCAUCUACCAGAUUCUCCGAGGUCUCAAGUAUAUACAUUCAGCUGACAUAAUUCACAGGGACCUAAAACCUAGUAAUCUAGCUGUGAAUGAAGACUGUGAGCUGAAGAUCUUGGAUUUUGGACUGGCCCGACAUACAGAUGAUGAAAUGACAGGCUAUGUGGCCACCAGGUGGUACCGGGCUCCUGAGAUCAUGCUGAACUGGAUGCAUUACAACCAGACAGUUGAUAUUUGGUCAGUGGGAUGCAUAAUGGCCGAGCUGUUGACUGGAAGAACGUUGUUUCCUGGUACAGACCAUAUUGAUCAGUUGAAGCUCAUUUUAAGACUCGUUGGAACCCCAGGGGCUGAUCUUUUGAAGAAAAUCUCCUCAGAGUCUGCAAGAAACUACAUUCAGUCUUUGACCCAGAUGCCGAAAAUGAACUUUGCAAAUGUAUUUAUUGGCGCCAAUCCCUUGGGGCACAUUUGCCACCUCAGACUUGAAGGAAUGGCUCCAUAUUCCUUCCCGCCACCAUCACUUCUGGGAUCCUUGGCAGAGGGAUGUGACAGUGGUAGCUGCAGGACAUGUACUGCCUUGGCUAAGAAGGGAGUUGAUUUAUUCCUUAAAUUUGGGGGCUAAUAUGUGCUUUGGUUGGCCCCUAGAAGUGGCAUUGCCUGAGACCCUUCUUCCCCGAUUCGAGGAUUGUGCAGUAGACCAGGCCAUUUCACAGAAGACCAGGAAAAAUCAGACCAGGCCUCCCUAUGAGAAAGGGAGGGAGUCCAUGCUAUGAUAAUAGUAUAAUCAAGCUUCUCACUUUCCUGAAGAUUGUGUUAUAUUGGCAUGUUCUAAAAUCUCUCAGUGGGUCAUCCCUCUGCUUGGCCCCAGCAUCUGUGUUUCAGGUUUAGUUUUAUCCUUUGAGAGCUGAUAGUCAUGAUGCCCUCUUCAGAAGUUGUAGUGAAAGCUAAGUGGUUUUCCCUUUUUACGUACUUCAUCCAUAGUGAUCAUUGAGAGUGAUUUCAGUGUUACUGCGAUAAUUCUUACAAGAGCAGAGAUGCUCACAUUCUUCGAGAUGUUGGGCAGUCCUGGGUGAGUCUGUGUCAGCCUUGGAGAUUGUAAGUAGGCCAGAUCUCAGCUGGGCCCCUCUCACAUCCAAAAAUGAGUCCACAAACUCAUCAGGGGUAUAUACAGAAUUUUAUGCAGUUGGUUUAGGUUUGCAUCUGCCCCUGUAUGUAUGCUCCCAUUGGCUUUGUAGGAUUUAUUUGAACUGUAUUAUCUAGUUCAAGGAUCUGUGACAAGCUCUGUUUGAGUUGUAAAUACUCUAGGAUGUUGGGAAAUUAUGCUGUAUGCUGGUAGCUUUCUUGUCUGUCACUCUGUUCUGAAUGUAUUUUCAUCAUAUCAGUUCAUGUUUCAGACCUGGCAGUGCUCACUGUUUGACUUCCUGUUAACCAACUCCAACAGAUUUGUUAACUCAUUUUUCUUGGGGGGGUGGGGCAUGUGUGUGUCCCAGCAGCUUAAUUAGGUCAUAUUCAUCCUUCUCCGGAGUCAUGACAUUUAAACAUUCAAAAGAACUGGAUACCACUUAGCAAUACAGACUGCCAAUGAGUUGAAUGGAGGCUUUGGGCCAUCUGGUGUUCAGCACUGCAGUUCUCAGAAUUUAAACAUGCCUAACAGCUCACUGCCAAACAGUGAUGUCAUACAAAGAGUUUCUUCUUGCAGACAGAACAUGGUGUUACUGACCACGAACUUGUGCCCAGCAUAUUAACUGAGUAGGAACACACCAACGAUGUAAAUAAUGACAGCUGUGUUUUGUCAGUCACGAACUUCAUGUUUGACUAUUAUUCUCAAACAUGAAUUAAGACUUGAAUUGCCCUUUGACAUAGUGUGUGUAUUUCUAUCUGUCAAGAUCUUAGAGGAAUCUUUUCCUUAUCCCUGAUCUUACUCCUCAUCAAGGUAUUGGUUAUUAGGACAUAGUACUUUUCACCCUAGGAAACCCAAUCAGAUGCAGUGUGUGACCCUUAAUUGGAUCCUGGUUUGAACAAACCAGUUAUAAAAGACAACUUUGGGAUAAUUGGAGAAAUUUUAACAUAAACUGGAUCUUAGAUGAUAUUUGAGAAUUAUUUAGUUGUCAGACAUAAUGGUUUUGUGAUUAUAUAGAAAGAUGUCUUUAUGCUGAAAUAUUUUGGGGUAAAGUGUCUAUCAUUUUAUUUUAAAAUGGUCCAGCAAAAAACACAGUUAGAUAGAUAGAUAGAGAAAUAAAUAAUGUUAAUUGUUGGAUAUGGGUGGUGAGCAUAUGACUAUUCACUGUACUAUUGUUUUGUAUAUUGAAAUUUUUCAUAGCGAAAAUUGUGUUUCUUUUAUCCAAAUACCAUGUCUUGCCCACACACCAUGUAAAACCCUCAAUUUGUUCAUUGUUGGAAGAUCCUUUUGAUGAAUAUUCAUUGCUUUAUGUUAGUAAAUAAACAGCGUAGGGAGACAAAAAAAAAUUUUUUUAGGUUUUAUUUUUUAUUUUAUUUUAUUUUUUU